AUUUGGUAAGUUUUAUUAAUAAAGGACUUAAUUUAAAUAUUGUGUUCAGUUCUCGUCGAAGCGUCAUCAUAGUCGUUGGAGAUGUGUUUUUGAACUAUAAUGGCUCUAAAAUUAAUUUGCCUGGCUACUUUUGUUACUGCGGUGCCAUUGACAGCGUUAAACCGUAGUGCUGGAAAAAAAGAAUCUGAAUUCGACAAUAUAUGGGAAACAACCAUGAGACAAGAAGAAUUUGACGGCAUGCCACUACCAGAAAAUUCAGAUGUACCGACUGUCACUCAAAUAACACCGGCAAUAGUGAAAAUCGGACAACGUUACGGUGUCCCGUACGCAGAACCUUUGGGAAAGAAAAAACACCACCACAAUUCUGUGAAAAACGACGAUUUCACGGAGCACGUUGUGGGUGCGUCUCUUAUGUCAGGCGGCACGCUGUUGUCGCUGGGUGCAUUGGCUAUGGUCGUGAUGGCCAGCAAAGCGCUACUGUUCGCGUUUGGAGCUAUCAUAUUGACAUGUAUGAACUCGGGUUGGACGACUGGGUGGCACAAGCCCUGGGAAAAGGCGAGUACCGUCUACGAAGUGGUUGCUAAACCACAGAUCACACACGGUCACACCUACUCCGCAGAAGUGCACCACGAUCCUUAUGCAGCAGCGUACCCACAGCAACAACUGCAGUCUUCGGGUGGUGGAGAAUACCACAGCGGAUAUCCGGUGCAAUCACAUUGAUGGGCGCAGGGAAAUGAUUCCUAUUUACUUUACAAUAGUAUUAUUAAUACUUUAUUAUUUAUUAUUAAUAUUAGUAUCAUCGCUACAAUACUAAAAUUACGAGUGCAAUUAUURUAAUUAUUAUUAUUGCUUAUCGAUUUUAAUGUCCUUCCUGAGAAAAUAUAAUACACGGAUUGAUGACGAGUGUUACAUUCAACACGUYUUGUA
This is a messenger RNA of Diuraphis noxia (Russian wheat aphid), 927 nucleotides long. RefSeq lists its product as uncharacterized. NCBI's taxonomy places the organism in Eukaryota, Metazoa, Arthropoda, Insecta, Hemiptera, Aphididae. The record is from RefSeq and is a predicted model, not a curated record.